Molecule: messenger RNA, 3702 nt
Organism: Saprolegnia parasitica CBS 223.65
Lineage: Eukaryota; Oomycota; Saprolegniomycetes; Saprolegniales; Saprolegniaceae
Exons: 5
Coding region: 1-3702 (1233 amino acids)
Biological process (GO): transmembrane transport
Cellular component (GO): membrane
Molecular function (GO): ATP binding; ABC-type transporter activity; ATP hydrolysis activity
Source: RefSeq, a predicted model, not a curated record
AUGGCCGAGUACGUCGCCGUGCUAACGCCCCGAGCGGGCGCGCCGCCCAAGACCCGCGACGUCAACCCGCGCGAGACCGCGAACUGGGCCUCGGUGCUCACGAUUGCGUGGAUGGACGGCCUCAUCCAGCGGGGUGCGAAGGCGCCGCUCACCGAGGCCGACACGUGGCCGCUACCCGCCAACGACACGGCGCACGUGCUCUACGACCGCUUUGAGAAGCACUGGGCGCUCGAGAGGAAGAAGCCUGUGCCGCGGAUCCAUCUCACAAUGUGGCAUACGUUCCGAACCCAGAUCCUCUGGGGCCUCUUUCUCUACGUUGCGUACGCCGGCAUCAUGCUACUGCAGCCCAUCUUGAUCCAGUCCAUCUUGCAGUUCCUAGCUCAAGACCCGGUCGUCCAUACGUCCAUGCACAUCCACGACGGCUACGUGCUCGCGACGCUCCUCACGCUGCUCUCGUUCUUCUCGGUCACGCUCAUCGACUAUGCGCAGUACGCCAACACGCACACGGGCUGCAACGCCAAGUCGAUUGCGAUCGACAUGGUCUUCCGCAAGACGCUCACGCUCUCGGGUUUCGCCAAACAAGAAAUGACCACCGGCGAGGUCGUCACGCUCGCGUCCGUGGACGCCGAGCGUCUCUUUCUGGGCUUUAGCUUUGGCUACUGGGCUGUCAUCGGCCCCGUCAUGCUGGUCGCGGUCUACAUAAUGAUUGGCAGCCAGCUCGGCGCGGUCGUCGGCGUCUGCGGCGGCGCAACAAUGUUCCUCUUCCUCUACAUCGGCUUUGUCUCGGGGCGCAAGGUCGGCGAGGUCCGCCGCGCUCUCCUCAAGGUCCAAGCCGAGCGCGUCAAACUCACCAACGAAGUGCUCCAGGGCAUCCGCGUCGUCAAGCUCUACGCGUGGGAGACGAGCUUGGAGGCGCAAUUGGCCGUGAUCCGCGACCAAGAGCUCGUGCUGCUCUCGGCGUACCAGACGCGGCGGACGUUCAACACGGUCAUUUUGUACAUUGCGCCCGUCAUCUCGCUCGCGAUCUGCCUCAUGGUCUACGUCGCCCUCGGCAACGAGCUCACGUCGCCCGUCGCGUUCACAGCGCUUGCCUACAUGAACAUUGCGCGGUUCCCGUGCACGGUCUUCUCGACCGCCGUCAUGAUGACGUCCGAGAUGGUCGCGUCCUGCCAGCGCAUCAGCAAGUACUUGUCGUCCGACGAAAUCACACCCUCGAGUCUGGCGAUCCAAGAUGGCCCGUCGACGGUCGAGAUGACGGACGCGGCGUUCAGCUGGGCCGCACCAGCAACCGUCUCGGAGGCGCCGCCGCUCACACUGCAGAACCUGACGUUUUCGCUGACACCCGGGAGUCUGACGAUCGUGGUGGGGCCUGUCGGUAGCGGCAAGUCGAGCCUCGUGAGCGCGAUCCUUGGCGAAAUCCACCAAGUCGGCGGUGUUCGCAACGUCGUCGGCAACAUCUCGUACGUCAACCAAGAAGCUUGGAUCCAGCACGCGACGCUCAAGAAGAACAUUCUUUUCCAUUCUGACUGCGACGACGACUACUACCAAGCAGUUCUCUCUGCGUGCCAGCUCACGCCCGACUUGGAGAUGCUGCCGGACGGUGAUGCGACCGAGAUUGGCGAGCGUGGCAUCAACUUGAGCGGCGGCCAAAAGGCGCGCGUGAGCCUCGCCCGCGGCGUGUACCACCGCAAGGCCGACAUCUACCUCCUCGACGAUCCACUCAGCGCCCUCGACGUGCACGUGGCAACGGCGGUCUUUCACGAGUGCAUUCGCGGUCUCCUUGGCGGCAAGACGACGGUCCUGGUGCUCAACAGCCACUACCAUUUUCUGCCGCUCGCCGAUCGCGUUUUGCUCAUGGACAACGGGUCGAUCGUCGGUGACGGCACGUACGAGUCGCUCAAGUCGACGUUCCCGCACCUGAUGAACUUUACCGAGUCGAGCUCAUCCGCUGAAGACGCCGGCGUAGACAAGGCUGUCUCGACGAAUAACGUCAAGAAGCCGGCCAAGCCGAUGAGCCCGAAAACGGGCGGCGGCGGGCUCAUGGACAAGGAAGAUCGCGCCAAGGGCGCCGUCUCGACCACGACGUACAAGACGUACUUUGGCUCGAGUGGCUACAACGGGGCGGUCGUCGCCGCGUCCAUCAUCACGUUCUUUACGGUCUCGCAGACGGCGCUGGCCAUGACCGAUUGGUUCAUGAGCUACUGGUCCAACCACACCGACAUGAUGGCCAAGAUCUCGUCCGGAUACAUCUACCUCGGGUGCGCGGUCGUCUCGGUCUUCCUCGUCUACGGUCGAUCUCUGUACGUGCUCAUGGUCGCGAUCAAGUGCUCGCAGUCACUCCAUUCGAUGCUCGUGCACAAGGUCAUUGGCGCGCCGGUCCCAACCUUCUUUGACGUGACGCCCAUGGGUCGGAUCCUCAACCGGUUCUCGAGCGACUUGGAUCAAACCGACUCGCAGCUGCCGUACUUUGGUCUGUUGCUUCUGCAGUUUCUCUUCCAGAUUGUCGCCGUCCUCAUUGUCUGCGUCAUCUCGACGCCAUGGAUCCUCGUGGUCUACGCACCGCUCGCCUACCUCUUUUACAAGGUGCAGCAGUACUACAACAAGACGUCGGGGGAGCUCAAGCGACUCGAGAGCAUUAGCCGCACGCCCGUUGUGACCUUGGUCUCGGAGACGCUCAGCGGCCUCUCGACCAUCCGCGCGUUCAACAUGACGGAAACCUUCCUCACCAACCAACGCACCGCCUUGGACCACUACGUGAGCUUCUCGUUCUUGUUCCAGUGCUCGGCCCGCUGGUUCCAGAUGCGUCUCGACUGGCUCAGCGCGGCCAUCAUCACCGGCGUCGCCUUCAUUUGCAUUUUGACAAAGUCCUCGAUCGGUAUUGCUGCCGCCGGCCUUACGCUCACGUACGCGUCGCAGCUCUCGGGCUUCUUGUCCAACAUGUCCAAGAUGCUCAACACGGUCGAGAAUCUCAUGACGUCGGUCGAGCGCCUCAGCACCUACGAGGCCUUGCCCAGCGAGGAUGACACGACGAUCGAGCGCGUCACCGUCGACGCGUCGUGGCCUGCGCAGGGUGUCAUCACCUUUAGCAACUACUCGAUGCGGUACCGCGACCACCUCGACCUCGUCCUCAACGAGAUCAGCUUCACGGUGCCGUCGGGCGCCAAGGUCGGCAUCUGCGGCCGCACCGGCUCGGGCAAGAGCUCGCUCAUGGCCGCGCUCUUCCGCAUGUUGCGAACGUACCCGGUGCUCUUCUCUGGCUCGCUGCGCUUCAACUUGGAUCCGUCGGGCAAUGCUUCCGACGACGAGCUCUGGACGGUCCUCAAGCAAGUGCACUUGGGUGACGGCAUUGCGUCGCUGGACGACGAGGUGGCCGAGCGCGGCAGCAACUUCUCCGUGGGCCAGCGCCAGCUGCUCUGCAUUGCGCGCGCCUUGUUGCGCAAGAGCAAGGUGGUCGUCCUCGACGAAGCGACCGCCAACAUCGACCUCGAGUCGGACAAGCGCAUCCAGGCGACGAUCAAGGAGUGCUUUGUGGGCAUCACGAUGCUCAUCAUUGCCCAUCGGCUCGACACGAUCAUCGACUCGGACCGGAUUCUGGUGCUCGAUGCUGGCCGCGUCGUCGAGUACGACACGCCGACGGCACUGCUGGCGAUUCCGGACGGGUCGUUUGCCAAGCUCGCAGAACAGGCGCACCUCCAGAUGUAA